AGUAGUAUGACAGAGCACGAGGUCAUGUGAUAUGCCAGGUAUAGCAUGUAGCGGGGGAUGAUUCAUGUCGGGGAAGGCCUCACUUCGGAUAGUAGAGUUGCUAGAAAGAGCUCGUAUUGAAGGGGAUUGGACUCAUGUUAGUCAGUACGCGGAACAGUUGCCGAGAGAGUACUCGGUGCUGAAGUUUGUAAGUCUGGGGGAAUGUCUGUUGGAGGGACAGCAGAACGGCAAGAUCAGUUACAACUCAUUACACCUCGCUAAGGACUACAUUAACAAGGCGCUGAACACUAAGAACGACCGUGAGGGCCAGUACUACAAGGAGGCGAUGCUCCUCCAAGCCAAGACUUGUUACAUCCAGGCUAAGUUCCAGGAAUGUCUUGACAUACUCGACAAGGUUGAUAUGGAGAGUUUGAGAAAGGAUGUGCUGACUUUCAACGCUUCCCGAGCUCUGGCUGAUGCCUACGUUUAUAAGGGAAUGGCUAUGGAGUAUUUGAAAUUUGUGUCAAACUCAGAGGAGGACACAGAUAUAGAGAGUAUAGUGGAGUGUUACGAGACAGCUGGAGACCUGGGCUUAGAGCUCCUUAACAGCAUCAGUAGGAGCACACUCAACCUCACUCUGUCUGGAGUGUUGGAGAUCGCUCUUCUCAGAUCAUUCCUCCUGCAAAUGUCACAUGGAAUGGUAGAGAAAGGGUUGCAUAGACUAAGAAGAAUACUACAGACCUCUGAUAUGCCCGGUUCUGACAACCUCAGACUCACCUUAUCUCUCACUCUCGGUCAAGUGUUGCUACAAGGACUGCCUGACAACCAGUGGUCUCCACUAGUACACAGAGACACUGUUUCAGACACACUUACUAAACGGGGUCGCAACACCCCUACUCUUAAGAAAUACGAGACUGUGUUCUGUCCUUGUAACAAAGUAGAGGAGGCGUUGCUAUCAUUACUUAUAGGACAGGUGCUGCUGUACAAAGAGGGUUGUGUCAGUGUGCACCAGGAGGACGAAGUGGUUUACAAACAAGCAAACAAACAAGCCCACACCCUACUCAACCUUCUCGUCUCCCUUCUCGCUAAAUACUCCCAGCAUCGGCCGCUAGCAGACGUCAUUGAGAAAUUCCUUAAGUACAGUCACGAUGACGAGCACAUCUGCAAGCAGUUCGGCUUGUCCCUAAUCUCCUCUGAGCAGUUUGUCCGGGGUGCAGCUGUUCUGCAGAAAUGCCAUGAUAGAAAUGUGGACGUCUCUAUUGCUCUAGUCUUAACUCAGACGUACGUGAGACACCUGCAACGUCACGCGGACGCUAUAAAGAUAUGUGACGAAUGUAUGCCUCUAGCAGAGGCCCCCCAUGAGAGGAGUAGGGUGUAUCUUUACAGAGGGGUCGCCGAGGCUGCUCUCUGUCGAUCUUCUAGAUUACGUGAAGAUCAGAACUUAUACAAUAAGAGGUCGAUAGAGAGUUUCCAGAAGUCAUAUUCCUUGGACCCGAACUGUUCGCAAACUUGGUACCACUUAGCUUUACGACUUGCUAGUGUUGGCGAAAUAAAAAAGGCGUUCAGGUUCGCACACAAGGUGGAAGCGUCCCCCGGAGUUGUGAACAUGGUGGACGUAUCGCAUUUACUCGCACUGGUUUUAUCUGCUCAAAACAAGCUGGAAGAGGCCCUAAACAUGGUCACACUAACUCUGAUGAACUAUCCUGAUAACUUAAACUUGUUGAUAACUAAAGUUAUGCUGGAACGACAGGUUCAUGGGGGUCACAGUGCCCUCGUCACCUGCAAGGAGGUAUUACUGCCCCUGUUAGAAAGACUGAGCACGAGUGCAUCUAAAGAAAUGUUAGACCAAACCUAUCUUCCUUACUCCGACCAGUGGACCUCAGGGAAGUUCCAGUUAACCCAGUGGAGUGACAGGGUAUCCACGCACACUACAGCCAGCUUUACCGGCUCCACUAUUGGCACUCUGCCAGCCGAGAGCCUGUGCGAGAGUAUUGAUAGUGCUAUUGGCUGCGAUCAGAGCAACUGGGGAUAUCAGGCUGAAGUUUGGUACACAAUUGCAGACGUUUUCUUAUCAGAAAAUAUGAUCUCCGACGCCCAGAAGUGUGUCGACGAGAUAAAACAGCUCUUUCCUCUUUCUCAUCUAGUUUCCUACAUGAACGCGAGGAUACGUGAAAAUGAAGAUAACCAGAAAGAAGCUGAACAACAGUACAUAAACGCAGUAACGCUCACGCCUCUCCACGUUCCGUCCCUUGUUGCCCUGGGAAGACUACAAAUAGAACUCAACAAACCAAUACUUGCUGAACAUUAUCUAGUGGAGGCUACACAUCUCAAGCCGGACGAGUAUGAAGCGUGGCACUACCUGGGCCAGCUCCAUCAGCUGCAGGGUUGUCAUCAGAAGGCUGCUGACUGUUUCCUCACCGCUCUCCGCUUCGAGUCUUCUGCUCCCGUCCGACCUUACAGCGUACUUAAAUGGAAGUUGUAGCCUUGACCAGGUCGAACAUUGUGACCAUUGUGGCCUUGAUAGUUUGAAGCUUUAAAUGUUGUAUCAGUAGUGACUAGUGGUGACUAGUAUUAGUGACCAAUAGUGACUAGUGGUGACUAGUAUUAGUGACCAAUAGUGACUAGUGGUGACUAGUAUUAGUGACCAAUAGUGACUAGUGGUGACUAGUAUUAGUGAGCAGUAGUGACUAGUGGUGACUACUAUUAGUGACCAAUAGUGACUAGAGGUGACUAGUAUUAGUGACCAGUAGUGACUAGUGGUGACUAAUGGUGACUGGUAUUAGUGACCAGUAGUGACUAGUGGUGACUAGUAGUAGUGACCAAUAGUGACUAGUGGUGACUAGUAUUAGUGACCAGUAGUGACUAGUGGUGACUAGUAGUAGUGACCAGUAGUGACUAGUGGUGACUAGUAUUAGUGACCAGUAGUGACUAGUGGUGACUAGUAGUAGUGACCAGUAGUGACUAGUGGUGACUAGUAGUAGUGACCAAUAGUGACUAGUGGUGACUAGUAUUAGUGACCAGUAGUGACUAGUGGUGACUAGUAGUAGUGACCAGUAGUGACUAGUGGUGACUAGUAGUAGUGACCAGUAGUGACUAGUGGUGACUAGUAUUAGUGACCAGUAGUGACUAGUGGUGACUAUUGUUAGUGACCAGUAGUGACUAGUGGUGACUAGUAGUAGUGACCAGUAGUGACUAGUGGUGACUAGUAGUAGUGACCAGUAGUGACUAGUGGUGACUAGUAGUAGUGACCAAUAGUGACUAGUGGUGACUAGUAUUAGUGACCAGUAGUGACUAGUGGUGACUAGUAGUAGUGACCAGUAGUGACUAGUGGUGACUAGUAGUAGUGACCAGUAGUGACUAGUGGUGACUAGUAUUAGUGACCAGUAGUGACUGGUGGUGACUAGUAUUAGUGACCAGUAGUGACUAGUGGUGACUAGUAUUAGUGACCAGUAGUGACUGGUGGUGACUAGUAUUAGUGACCAGUAGUGACUUGUGGUGACUAGUAUUAGUGACCAGUAGUGACUGGUGGUGACUAGUAUUCGUGACCAGUAGUGACUGGUGGUGACUAGUAUUAGUGACCAGUAGUGACUGGUGGUGACUAGUAUUAGUGACCAGUAGUGACUGGUGGUGACUAGUAUUAGUGACCAGUAGUGACUGGUGGUGACUAGUAUUAGUGACCAAUAUAUUCCGUUGGACAGAUUGCUAAGCGUAGCUGGUUUAACUUUGACAAAGCUAUAGUUUACAAUUUGAAGUGUAUAUUCGAUUACUUAUUGUAGUUUUAUAAUGAAGUAUAUGCAUGAAUAUUUCAAUA
Messenger RNA from Bolinopsis microptera, 3790 nucleotides. RefSeq names its product tetratricopeptide repeat protein 7B-like. Gene Ontology annotation, cellular component: plasma membrane. NCBI's taxonomy places the organism in Eukaryota, Metazoa, Ctenophora, Tentaculata, Lobata, Bolinopsidae. Bases 65 to 2461 code for a protein of 798 amino acids. The record is from RefSeq and is a predicted model, not a curated record. Gene Ontology annotation, biological process: protein localization to plasma membrane; phosphatidylinositol phosphate biosynthetic process. Gene Ontology annotation, molecular function: protein binding. The transcript is spliced from 17 exons.